AUACUUUUAAUGGACAACAUUGACGCAGUUGAAAAUAGUGAAGUAGAAAGUAGUCAACAUGCGUCUUUAGAACAACGCCCGCAACAACUUGUUGAUACAGUAGAAACUGCGGUUGACAAAGGUUCUCCUUGUACAGAGUUUCACGAAGUUCUUGUUGCUCCGAAUUCUAACUCGGAAGUCAUACCGUUACCUCAUGUAGAAACCAGUUCUUUUUCUGAGCAACCUUUUGGAUUCGAAGAGAAAGCGCCAGACUUGAAUGAAGAAGUGUUUUGUUUUUCAAGAGAGGACUCGAAGGAGAAGCUUAUUCAGUUCGAUGGUGUUUUUCGAGAAGAUGGGAACGAGAGUUUGGAGGUGUCAGUUGAAAGACAAGACGAUGAGCAAGGUUCAGGUUCUGCAGUUCGACAGGUUUCACAAGAAAAGCAAACAAACGUAGAGCUUCAAGACUUGGAUUAUUGGGAGUUGGAAGAUGAAGAAAGCAGUGUGAAGAACUUGGAACAAGAACAGUUGAAUGGUAGUAAAAACAUUCAACAGAUACCAGUUGAGAAUAUAGUUGAAACUGUGAACUCGCAGUCGCCUACGCAGUUCGUUGCAGUGGAUAGUGAUACAAAACUAGAAGAAGGAGAGCAAGUAAUUCGUCAGGAAAAACAAGAAGUCAAUGGAAACGAUAAUUGGAAAGAAGUAAAAGAGUUUCAAGAAGUAAGUCAACAACCAGAAGUCCAACCGAUAAUGCCAUCCUCAACGGCAGUUUUAAGUGACACUACAUUUCCUGUAUUGGAUAUCACAUCUUUCGGAACUACCGAGAAAGAUCAGGAGAAUCGUAAUAAUUUACCUGCCGCUAGUUCUCUUAGUUCAAGUAUUAACCAAGAAAGUCAAAUGAUACAUAAUAGCGAGAACUAUAGUUAUCCGAUGGGAGGGUCAUUAUCUGAGGAACAUACUUCGUCUUCGUUGAUGAGGAGCGACAAGGAUAAUAGUGCUUCCUUGACAAAUACUAAAGAGAAUAAUUGCGCAGCAGAUGAAAAUGAGAGAUGUUUAGAGAAGAGCAAUGAAAAAGAACAAGAGAAUCAGUAUGAUGUGGAAAUAGAAAAGGGUCCAAGAAAUGAAAGUAAUGAAACAUCUUUUGUGCAAAUGGAUGUCAUGACGGAAGGUCCUUCAGUGAAUUCGCAGCAACAAGAGGAAACGUCGCAGUCACAGUCAAAAAUUUUGUCUUUGGAAGAAACAAAGUUUAGUGAAACAUUUGAGUCCCGUGCGCGUCUUCAUAUGUUAGGGGACAGUCAGUAUAAAGAGAAAGGAUGGGGGCAUGUUAAGUUACAGAAAGCGGCAAGUCAUGGUGCUUGGAAGUUGACAUUCUCAGUAGAACCUGCAACUAGCAUAUACGAGUCCAAGAUUGACACGGAUACCAAGUUUCAACGUGUUAGAGCUAAAAGUGUGAGAAUAAGUGGAUCCAAGGAACAAGGCAAAGAUGAUUUUGUACUGCAGCUUCCAGAUACUCAAGUCGCAGAUGAUCUUGUUGAAUUUUUAACAAUGGUAAUUACUGAACAAACCAAAACUGUUUCACCUGCUUCUUCCACUGAAAGAAAUUUAUCAUCAUCAUCAUCAAGAGCUCAUUCCGCGGAAAAUCACGUUUUGGCACAAAAGGAAGCUGAAAUGGAACGUGUUCGUCAGCACAUAGCCGAAUUGGAAAAGAGAAAAGCUUUAGUUAGACAGUCUUUGCAUAAAAAGGGAAAGACAAAUUCGGAGAAAACAAGUCCCUUAACUAGUUCCAUUCAAGAUAGUCCAACCGUAUCGAACUUGGAUACUGCCAGUACUUGGAAUGUUAUUAGCAUUGAGAAGGCAAUGCUUCCUUCCAAUAGCACAGCCGAGGAAAUGGCCAUGCCUAAGACAGAUGUAGUAAGUGAACAUGAAGCUGACAAAGAAGCUGUGGAACAGAUGACAAAGCCAGGACAUCAAAAUACUCAUUUAGAACAGGAGCCACCAAAAGAUUCGAGAAUUGGGCAAGAGCAGGAACCUAUGCAACUUGUCUUGCCAUUAUCACAAGGAGAAAAUAUCCAUUCGGUUCAAGAACAAGCUGCAAAACAUCCCAUUUCAGAUCAAAUGUACAACCAGAAUUCUAUCCGAACAGGAUUAGAAACGAUGGAUAGAAUAACAUCGUCUAGUGUAGAAGAGUUUUCCAAAGUUAUGGAAAAGAUUCACAAAUUAGAAGAAUAUGUACAGGAACAGUUCCAGUUCACCCAAAGUUCCCUUUCUAAUUGCCUGAAACGAGAAGAGCUGGACUCAAAUUGGAACAAGCUGACGGAACUGUUUACAAGUGAAACAGAAAGCCGGAUAUCGUUAUUGUUAUCGGAAAUAGACGGAGUUGUAAAGUUGCUAGAUAGAAACAGAGAGGACAAUCAAUCGGAAGCAUUUACUUCCUGUAGACCUUGGAGUUUUAGCGAUUUUCUGACUCGCUUACAUACUUUUCGUCCAAUUACUUGGCCAGCAAAGCCAGAGUGUAUUGAUGCGGUGGAAUGUGCGAGGAGAGGUUGGAGAAAUGUAGGUUACAAUCUUUUGGAAUGUGAGGGCAAAUAUGUGUAUUUUGAUGAAAAUGUUGCAAACUAUUUGGAAGAAGUUGAAACAGUGAGGAAGAAGAUUACUGGAAGAGGAUAUCGAUUUAUGUCGCUUUGGAUCGGAAAUCCUUGUCCAGACGCAUUUCGCCAAGUGCCAUGGAACACCAUUUGUCGAACAGUAGAGCGAGCAAAAGAAUUGAGAGAUUUAGAGUUAUCUGUGCAUUUAGACAGGAGUUGUAUCGAUUUGUUAAAGGACGAGUUGGAGAUGUUUUCGAAACCUACAAUGGAAGAUGUUAUUCAGUCCUUUGCACUCGAUGAAGAAAGAAAACGAAAUUCAUUUUUCUUAGGCAUUUUCGGAUGGACAGUGGAACCUUUAAUGCAGCAUUUUAGCACAAGUUGCCAUGAAACAUGUUUACACUGUGAAUACUGUGAUAUACGUAUUGUUUUAGACUCCUCGACGGAUACUAAGUUUGAUGCUGAAAAAGAACAUCGUAGUUUCUGUGCUUUCCGUCGUGGAGGUUGGAAAAGUUGCCUUGAAUAUUUAAGACAGGUUUUGUAUUCCGGUCAAGUAAAAAUGGAGGAAGAAAAUGAAAAAGGUAGUGGAGUGAAAAGGCUUCGUGAAGAAGACAAAGGUCCAAUAGAUUCUAGAGUGGAAGCUGAUACUACAGAGUAGAAUACUUGAAGGGUCAGUACGAGUUAAUGGUCACAAAUGAAACAGAAUUAAUAUUGACAAGUCGUUUUGACAUCAAACACGCUUGAUAAGUUUUUCUACUUGUUGUCUAGAAACAAAUAUGUUCAAAUAAGUUCCAUGUAUUCACAAUGAUAUUAACAAUUCUGCUCAGCUAGUAAAGAAGCAGUAGUGAAA
Molecule: messenger RNA, 3408 nt
Organism: Galdieria sulphuraria
Lineage: Eukaryota; Rhodophyta; Bangiophyceae; Galdieriales; Galdieriaceae
Product: zinc ion binding protein
Exons: 2
Coding region: 10-3216 (1068 amino acids)
Cellular component (GO): nucleus
Molecular function (GO): zinc ion binding
Source: RefSeq, a predicted model, not a curated record